UUAAAUUAUACCAUUCUAUUAUAUUCUCUCUUCCUCUCUUUUCAAUCACGGUUUUUUGGUUUGAUGAUGGCUAUGGUGACUGCAACGAGCUCUUCUCCGAGCUCACUCCAGCUUCGAUUGGCUUUCAAUGCCGCCAAUUGCAGGAGAUUCCCCUUCACUCUUCGUUUCCGAACCCUCAAUUUCAACCCUCGUCUUCGCCUUUUCUGUGUCGCCGAGACCGGAAACGGUUCUGACAAGGCCUCGUGGACCGGCUCCGACCUCAAAGGCGACGGCUUUUCCGGUUGGUCCGACUCUGAUGCCGCGGACCAGGCCGAUAAGAAGGAAUCAUUUGGAGGAGUUGUGGGAGUGGGAGUGGCUGGGGUCCUUCUUCUUACAGGGCUUACCUUCGCUGCAUUAUCUCUUAACAAACGAGUCGGUUCAAGACCAGAGCAACAAAUGAAGCCCCUCACUGCACACCAGGAGACACUUUUAUCUUCAGAUGACCGUAAUGAUGAAAUUACCGAACAAGUUAAUGCUAGCAUCAAGGUGGAACAGGGAAACGGUAACACAGAAGGUCAGGUUGAUAUAUCUAGGGAUUACCCAUCUCUCGAGUCUGAUAAUACUCUCAAUGACUAUAGUACUGUUGAUGAUUUGGAUAUAGGAUCGCAAUUGGUAGAGAAUACUAGAAACACCUCCAAUGGUAUUGAUGCUGAUGAUGCCACUAAGCCUAUAUCUGUUCUAGAAGAUUUAGAGCAAGAGUCAUCUUAUGAUGACAAGCUAGAUAUUCCCAGUGAAAAUGCAACACCACUUAACUUUUCUGAAUCUGAAAGUACUUUUGCUGCUAUUAAUACUUAUGAAUCUAUAGAUAGCAAACCUGUUGUAGAUUCAGCUGAAACCAUUAUUGAAGUUAAGGAGAACCAAUUCAAUGUUGAACCAGGAAACACACUUGAUGAUGAUGCUAAGUGGCUUCAUCUUAAUACUGAGCAGCAGGAUGAAAUAACCAACCCAAGUGGCAGUAGAGGUUCUUCUAUUUCGAAUAAAUCUGUUGCUGAUAAUGAGACUGAAACUGUAAGUGUUACAGUCAAUCCUGAGUCAAAUAGCAUUGUUUCAGUUCCUGAGUUUUCUCCUCGUGAUGAUCAAGAGAAUGCUCUAUCAACUUCAGCAAAAGAAAACAUCGAUCUGAAAAAAACACAAGACUCAGCUGAUGGAAAUAAGUCAUCCUUGGAAGAGAAGGGCAUUCCUGGAAAUGAUGUGCGUAGAAAUGAUAACGAUGAAGUCCAUGCUAGAUCCCUUUUCUCUGCUCCAGGUAUUCCUGCUCCAACAGUGGUUUCUGCAGCUUCACAAAUGCUUCCAGGAAAGGUUUUGGUUCCUGCAGCUGUUGAUCAGGUUCAGGGGCAAGCACUAGCUGCAUUGCAAGUUUUAAAGGUUAUUGAGCCUGAUGUUCAACCUAGUCACUUAUGCACACGUCGUGAAUAUGCUCGGUGGUUGGUGACUGCUAGCAGUGCUCUAUCAAGGAAUACAAUUUCGAAAGUGUAUCCUGCCAUGUACAUAGACAAUGUUACUGAGCUUGCAUUUGAUGAUAUCACCCCUGAAGACCCUGAUUUUUCUUCUAUUCAAGGUUUGGCAGAAGCUGGACUUAUUGAAAGCAAGCUUUCGAGACAUGAUAUACAGUUGUCUGCAGAUGAAGACGGUGGCCCAUUUUACUUCUCUCCUGAAAGCCCUUUAUCACGCCAAGAUCUUGUAAGUUGGAAAAUGGCCCUGGAGAAGAGACAGCUUCCUGAAGCUGACAGAAAGACACUGUACAAACUUUCCGGGUUUAUCGACACUGAAAAGAUACACCCUAACGCUUGUCCUGCACUAGUAGCUGACCUCUCUGCUGGUGAACAGGGUAUUAUAGCUCUUGCAUUUGGUUAUACACGAUUGUUUCAGCCAGAGAAACCAGUAACCAAUGCCCAAGCGGCUGUUGCCCUUGCUACCGGAGAUGCUUCUGACGUAGUCAGUGAAGAGCUUGCACGCAUUGAAGCAGAGUCUAUGGCUGAAAACGCUGUUGCUGCACAUAGUGCUUUGGUAGCUCAGGUUGAGAGGGAUAUCAAUGCAAAUUUUGAGCAGGAGCUUUUAAUAGAGAGGGAAAAGAUCAACAAUGUUGAAAAAAUGGCCGAGGAGGCAAAACUAGAGUUGGAAAGGCUAAGAGCCGAGAGAGAAAACGAAAAUAUUGCUUUGUUGAAGGAACGUGCUGCUAUUGAAUCAGAAAUGGAGGUCUUUUCAAGGUUAAGGCGUGAGGUUGAGGAUCAAUUACAAAGCCUUAUGAAUAACAAAGUUGAAAUAGCUUAUGAAAAAGAGAGGAUCAACAAGCUUCGAGAGGAAGCUGAAGUCGAAAACAAAGAGAUUGCCCGUUUACAGUAUGAGCUAGAGGUUGAAAGAAAAGCCUUGUCCAUGGCCAGGGCUUGGGCAGAGGAUGAGGCGAAACGAGUUAGAGAACAAGCAAAAGCUUUAGAGGAGGCUAGAGACCGUUGGGAGAGGCAUGGAAUCAAAGUUGUGGUCGACAAUGAUCUUCGUGAGGAAGCAUCUCCUGGAGUUACAUGGCUCAACGCUGGAGAACAGUUCUCCGUUCAAGGAACAGUCAACAGGGCUGGUAGCUUAUUGGACAAGCUCAAAAAAAUGGCAGCAGAUGUCAGAGGAAAAUCUAGAGAAACAAUUGAUAAGAUUAUCAACGUGAUUUCUAUAUUCAUAUCAAACUUGAGGGAAUGGGCAUGCAAAACUCGAAAACAGGCUGAAGAGUUAGGAGAAGCCACCAUAUCAAAGGCAGGUAAGUCAGCUCAAGAGCUGCAGCAAGGUGCUGUCGAAUUUGGAUAUGCUGUCAAAGAAGGUGCAAAGCGAGUUGCUGGUGAUUGUAGAGAAGGAGUUGAGAAACUCACUCAAAAGUUCAUCAAGACCUGACCCUUCCCUUCUUUGCAUCUCCAAAGUUUUCCAAGCAUAGAGUUACUUAUUGGGCAAGGUUGUAGUUUUCUUUGGUUUUUCUUUUUCCAAUGCUUCAUCAGAGAUGGUUUACCAGCUGCAGAUAAAAAUGCCUUCCAAAGAUCACAACAUAUUCAUGUGAAUCCAUGAUUGUAUAAGUGAGACUUGUAGGAAUUUUAGUUGAGAAAUAAUGGGUUGCAACUCAACAUUUUGCCUUCCGUGUUCAACAUGUGCAGUUCAUUCCACUUACAUGUGAAAAUAAAGGAGUUAAACCAAAGGCCAAAUUUUGACAUGUGCAUUGUUUUUGUUUUUCACUUUGGUUAACAAUUUCUUUGUACUUUUACUUC
This is a messenger RNA of Arachis stenosperma, 3281 nucleotides long. RefSeq lists its product as uncharacterized. The record is from RefSeq and is a predicted model, not a curated record. NCBI's taxonomy places the organism in Eukaryota, Viridiplantae, Streptophyta, Magnoliopsida, Fabales, Fabaceae. Bases 64 to 2916 code for a protein of 950 amino acids. The transcript has 10 exons.